UCCAAUUCCAAACCCACGAAUGUGCUGCUGAAGCUAGCUCCAAAGUUGGCGAUUUCCUCCGAUUAAACUCGGAUUUCUAUCAAUUUCAGCUUCUGGGGACUGUUGGAUCUGUUGAAGAAGCUCGUUUUUCCAUAGGUUCCCUCAGCACCUUGAUGAUCCUACCCAGUUUGCUGGAGUUUCCCUGAUAUUUUUGAGUUUGUUCAGUUCCCAGAACUUGCACCACUGCUAUAAUGUCAAUGUUAUCAAAAUUACGCUGUAUCACCUUCGAUGUCACGGGUACACUCAUAGCUUACAAAGGUGAGCUUGGUGACUACUAUUGCAUGGCAGCCAAAUCUAUUGGACUGCCAUGUCCUGACUACAAAAGGGUCCACGAGGGCUUCAAACUUGCAUACACAGAGAUGGCAAAGAAGUAUCCAUGUUUUGGAUAUGCAGCAAAAAUGCCUAACAUUGUGUGGUGGAAAACUUGUGUUAGAGACUCUUUCGUCAGGGCAGGAUAUGAUUACGAUGAGGAGACAUUUGAGAAGGUGUUCAGACGUAUAUACUCAACAUUUGGUUCAUCUGCACCAUAUACCAUCUUCCCUGACUCCCAACCAUUUCUCAGAUGGGUACAUGAAAAGGGUCUUAAAGUUGGGAUCGUUAGCAAUGCAGAGUAUCGGUAUAAAGAUGUCAUCCUUCCUGCCUUGGGUUUGAACCAGGGAACCGAAUGGGAUUUUGGCGUGUUCUCUGGUCUUGAAGGUGUAGAGAAACCAAACCCCAGGAUUUAUGAGAUUGCCCUUGAAAGGGCUGGAAACAUUGCACCAGAAGAGGUGUUGCACAUUGGUGACAGCAUGCGCAAAGACUAUUUGCCAGCGAAGAGUGUGGGGAUGCAUGCACUUCUGUUGGACAGAUUUAAGACCCCCGACGCCAUUGAGUGGUCCAAAUCUGGCGCAACUGUGCUUCCUGAUUUGGCGUCGGUGCAGGAAUGGCUCACUUCACAGAACUAAACCUGCCUGCUAAUGACUUCCCAUCCUUCCCAAGAACUCACCCAUCCUCUGUAUUUUUUCCCCCCUUGGACAUGAACAUGUCAUGGCUAUUACUUACCAAUGGGUGUGUCCCUCUUAAGAUUUGUGGGUUUUGAUGGGAGAAACAGAUACUAUUACCAUAAUAGCCAAAUGUUAUGAGCUUGAUCUUAAAGAAAGUUACAGAUGUUCUUCAUUC
Messenger RNA from Vitis riparia (riverbank grape), 1197 nucleotides. Its product is annotated as haloacid dehalogenase-like hydrolase domain-containing protein 3. NCBI's taxonomy places the organism in Eukaryota, Viridiplantae, Streptophyta, Magnoliopsida, Vitales, Vitaceae. The coding region runs from base 231 to 983 and encodes 250 amino acids. The transcript is spliced from 4 exons. The record is from RefSeq and is a predicted model, not a curated record.